CUGUAUUAAUGCUGUGUUUUUCCUCGCCAAAUUUUAUUUGAUCGUUUUAAGCAAAGUAAAAGAAAAAUGGGACGACGUUGCUGCGUUGCCAAGUGCCCGUCGACGUCGCGUCUCUUGGAGCACCACGGCGUCACAUAUCACUCGUUUCCCCUCGACCCGAUAAUCCGUACAAUUUGGAUCAAGAACUCGCGCAUCAGCCUGGACAGGCAGAUUACAAAGAGCGUUCUGGUGUGUUCGCGCCAUUUUCGACGAAUCGAUUUCAAUACCAUACGCAAUGGGAAAUAUUUGCUGAAGCCGCGCGUCUUUCCUACCGUUUUUCCAUGGGGCAAAAUGGAUGCCUCUGAAAUAGAGGCCGAUCAUCGUGCUCUGCAGCAAGUCAAUGGUGAUGGUACAGCCGCACAGGGUGCUUCGGCCAGUUCCGGUAAUGAGGAUGUGAUCAAGGCAACUGUGGACCAAAUUGUUUCGCAAAUCAUGGCCGAGACAGCGGAACGUAAUGCCACGGCAGCUGUCGAAGCAGUCAGCAAUGCGGAGAAAGAGAAGGAAGUGGCCAAAGCAGUUGCCGCCGAAGAAGCUGAAGGCGCUUUAAAAGAGAGUAGUUCGACUGGAGGGGAUUCCGCCGAUGCUCCACCAAAUGAAGACGAAUCAGCAACGGCUGCUGAAACAAGUGCAGACUCUCCGCUGCCUUCCGCAAACAACCAACCCAAAUACAGCAAUCCCCAUAAUUUGAUAAUAGGAGCACGACUCGAGGCCAAAAGCGUGGAUGGCGCUUGGCUGCCCGCUCGCAUUGUGGAGGUCAAUGAAACGGAGCAAACACUCCUCAUCCGUUUCGAACGGAACAAUAAGAUAAAGACGAUGCCCUCCACCAUGGGCACUUAUCAGGAGUGGAUGGCCAUCAAAUCGGAUCGCGUACGACAACGCGUCAGCAACCGAAUACUUCCCGUGUUCGAAUUGGAAGAGAAAUGCAUGGCACGCUGGUCGGGGCCGCGUAAAUUUCCGGGUACCAUCAAGAAGCUGCUCGGCCACGACACCUACGAGGUACUCUUUGACGAUGGCUACUCCAAGAACGUUCGUGCUGUGCACAUGAACAAGCUGCCCAAACCAGAUGCCGUUGAAGACGUGGAGGUUGCUCCAGCCAAUACGACAUCUGUGAAGAGGGCAAGCACUGGCACGGCCAGUGGCACUAGUGCCUCGAGCAGCAAGAAGAGCAAAAACUCACAGCGCAAGGAUUGGCCACUGCUCGACAUGUCUACAUUGGAUAUGGAUGCUCUGGGGUUGCCGGAGAUACCACACGAUGGAGAAUGGACGUGCCACUGGGUGAACGAUCAACCGAUUGGCACCGAAGGUUUUCUAAUUGUGGGCGAGCACCAAAAGCCCACGGUGAUUGUGCAGGACUGGCGUCUGCCCACCGGCUGGAUCAAGCACAUGUAUCAGCGUUCUAAUGUCCUCGGAAAGUGGGAUGUCAUUCUGGUCUCGCCCAGCGGCAAACGAUUCCGCUCCAAGUCAGAUCUGAAAGUCUACCUCGAGUCGCAGGGAUUGGUCUACAAUCCGGAUAUUUAUGACUUUAGCAUUCAUCGUCGUCGCGCCAAGGACAUCAAUGCCUAUGUGUACACUGGCGACUACAGUCCACAGCCGCCGCACAAGACAAAAACAAUGAAUGUCUCCGCGCUGGACACUACCAUGGACCAGAGCAAUACAACAUUGCCAGCAACGACCCCCUCGACACCCUUGUCAGCAGGUGUGCCACCCCAUUCCGGGGACAUUCAGUAUAUGGAGGCACCCGUAGCCCCAUUGAUGCCACCGGCAGAGCUGAUGUCGCCACCAACCCAUCAAACAGAUGACGACCAUCCAACCGCUGAUAUGCCAGAAGGCACUGAAAGUGGCACCUCUCUGAACGUUCCUGUGGACGAUCAGGGUACGGUUCUGGUCGAGAAUGGCUAUGCUUUUAUUGGCGGCCUGAAGGUUUCCAUUGUGGAUAAUUUGUUCGUUUGUCCGGGCGAGGGAUGCGGCAAAACGUAUCGCAAGGAAGACGUUCUGCUUAUACACAUCCGACACUACCACAAGGAAUUUUCCGAAUAUGUCAGCCACUGUCCCAAGAUGCAGGAACUGGCUGUUAAACGGACCCAUGCCUCUUCCAUUGAUCAGGGCGAUGCUGUGCCCAAGAAUCAAAUACCCAAUCAGCAGUUCUUUGCCAAGAUGCAUCAGCAGGAUAUGCAGCAAUCGCGAUCCUUUAAGCGUCAGGGAGGGACACCAGGAGCUACACCAUCGCCAAAACCGCCAGGGACUCCAACGGGUGUUUCACCCACUAAAUCGCAGGCUUCGCCCAUUGUAGACAAACCGGCCACGCCCUUGCCUGUGGCUGAGAACACUGUAACAUCAGAGGCGAUCAUUACUUCGAAAAUGAGUGGUGGUUCUGGUGCUGCUGCUGCAGAAAUCUCCUCUCCAACAUUGUCGCAGGACUCGCCACUUGGUCGCUCAAACAAACGACCACGUUAUUCGUCCUCGAGACGUUCGUCUGGAUCCCGCAAGAGCAAUCGCCAGCGCUCACGCCGUCGUCCUGCUAAUGCCACACCAACUGGAUCAACCACUGCUGACCCGGACUCCCGCGAGCUGCGUAAAUCCUUAAACACUCCUACGCUGGAGGUGCGCCCAGACGCCAAGAAGCGUCGAAUGAUGGCGGGAACAACGCCAAGCAGCUCCCCUGCCACAGCGGACACAGCCGUGUCGACACCCUCGUCCAAUGAUCAGGCAGACAUCAACGCGGCUGUGGCUCCACCGCAGACAGAGACUCAUGGCGGCAAGGCUCCGCAGUACAUCAAUGAGAAUGGACAACUGAUUCGAAUUGUCCGUAUGCGUCAGGAGGAGAUCAUCAAUUGCCUCUGUGAGUAUGGCGAGGAGGAUGGCCUGAUGAUCCAGUGCGAGCUGUGCCUGAGCUGGCAGCAUGGGGGCUGCAACGGCAUUGUUAAUGAGUCUCAGGUGCCGGACAAGUAUGUCUGCUAUAUCUGCCGCAAUCCCCCACGGGUGCGCAAGUCGAUGCGGUACAAACACGACCAGGAGUGGCUGUUUGAUGGCAAGCUGCCAGCGGCCGCGUAUCACACAACGAAUCCACUGACAGGUAAACAAUCGGAGCUGCUCAAGCGCUCCCAUACGCUCACUGGCAAUCUGCUGGAUGCCAAACGCACGAUGCAUUCGCUGCGGGUGAAGAUGAACAUUUCCCGCAAUCGCUGCCAUCCCAAGCUGUAUCUGUGGGCCAAGAAGUGGGAUGAGGACCAGGGCGACGCCUCAACGACACCAUCGAAGCGUCCCAAGCCAGAGCAACCUGGUUUUCCCCAUAUCCCACAACCCGAGGCCGCUAUCGAUCCCGAGGAAUGUCAGUUUCGCUUAAUCGAGCAUGUAAAAGUGCAGCAGUCCCUGGUCCUAAAUCGUCUCAACGAAAUCGAGGCCGAAAUGGAUGAGCUAGAAAACGAGGAUAUCCUUAGUGAUCUGAAGAGCGCGGACAUCUCGGUGACCAAAGAGGCCGUGGCCACAUUUGUCAGGGAGCUGGAGACGUUGAAGCGUUUAGCUCGUCUCAACUAUGUGGGCAAUGAGAAUAGUCUUAAAGACAAGGAAGCAGGAGCCACGGCAAAUCAAACAUUUUAAGAUUUCUAUGUUUAAAUGAUUGAUAAAUAAGAGAUCCAGGAGAAGCCUCUUUGUUUUAUCUCUCGCUCUCUGUGAGACAACAAAUAAUUUUCAACUUAACUUGCAUUCAGAAUAAAUGUUAAACCCUAACGUA
Molecule: messenger RNA, 3769 nt
Organism: Drosophila persimilis
Lineage: Eukaryota; Metazoa; Arthropoda; Insecta; Diptera; Drosophilidae
Gene: MBD-R2
Exons: 6
Coding region: 67-3636 (1189 amino acids)
Biological process (GO): regulation of transcription by RNA polymerase II
Cellular component (GO): NSL complex
Molecular function (GO): DNA binding
Source: RefSeq, a predicted model, not a curated record